CUGCGCGUCCAUGUCAAAGCUCAUGCGAUAUUCAUCGGGUUCAUCUGGCUCGUAAAUAAGUAUCAUCGAGUUCGACCGUCAAAGUCUCUCGAAAGGCCAUCUAGCCCAUGGCCCACUACUGGCUUUUGAAAGCUUCGUAGCCAAGCGACUCGGGCUGCGGCCUCGGUGUGGGCCUCGGUCUCACGCGGGGAUCAAGCCUUGGGCGCCUCCAGCUCACCGACGUCGGGCAACAGGGUAUCCACGACCUCAGUUUCAGCCCAAUUUGUAACGAAGAUCGUCGGUCUUAGCAUAGAAGCGAUGGCCUCUGAUGUUGAUGAUGAUCUCGCAGUGCGGUAUGUCAAACCACACUACAUGUCUCCCGACACGCAAGCAGAAACAUGGCCGUUGGAUGGAGCGGUGCCGGUGGCGGUCAAGGAUAUAAUGCGCGUGUCAUAUUCGAAUAUGUCGGUACCUCUUAAACGCGGUGCAGCGUGCCUUCCCUGUCGGCGCCGAAAGAUUAGAUGCAACGGCGCACGCCCCGUGUGUGACCAGUGCAGACGCAUUGAUCGGCAGGCCUCUUGCCAGUACGGCGGGACAGGCCAACUCUCCCACACGGAGUUGCUUCAGCGGGAAAUCGUGAGGCUCAAGUCGAGGAUACAAGAUCUCGAGCCUCCGCAGCCCAUAUCGCUCUCCGAUCCUUACGUUUCACAAGAUACUUCUACUCACAUGGCGAGCUCUGUCAUGACCACUGAAACAGAAGAGAGCAUGCCGUAUGUCGCCGGCCCAGCGACUGCUUACCCCGACUACAGUGAUUACAACUUUGGCACUACGCACCUUAUCGAUGCCAUAGACAUCGAAACGCCGCUCAGUUUCGACCUCGAGUCAACGUCUACGUCGAGCCCCGGGCUGUCGCAUCCUGAAUCAACUCCUCCGCAGUCAUGGUGGGAGCCCGAAAAACCACUCGAAGAACGCGUUCAUCAAGCCAUAAACGACCUGGCCCCGAACGCUCGUCAAUUCGGCUUCUUCCUUGAUCUCGCAAGUGAACUCCGCACUUCACCUAACGCUAGACAGCACGGGCUAGGUCAAGAGCACGAACAGAGCCACAGUCGGGACGAAGAACAAGGCGCCGGUGGAUUGCACAAGACAGUCCUCAGGAACGUCGUCGUGCUCUGGGCAGUCCACUUUUCGCGCGAUACAGCCCUCAAAGUCCAGGAGCCUGCGGUGCUGGGGCGGACGCUCGCGCUGCUCCGUGAUGCCAUCACCGACAUCAGCGCUCCUUCCGCCGCCCUGUACGUCUUGCAGGUAGAGUUGGCACUUGCGUACUACUUCGUGCGCGAUGCGCGCUGGUACGAGGCCCGGCACCAUGCGAACGCCGCGGCGAGGUUUGUGCUUGACUUUGGAAUCCCUGAUGUUGCACUGAGGCAAGCGAAUGCUGAGGAUGGCGCGGAGAAGAGCUUCUCAGCUUUUCGGAAUUAUCCUGGAUGUGGCUGGUACUCUGGGGGUGUGGCUCGCCUCGAUCGUACUGUCUGUGCGGAUGCGGUGCAUAGUGUUUGUAUCCUCGACCAGGCACUCGCCUGCUUCCUGAGCAUAGAGCCAGUGCUGAGUGCAAAGGUUACCGAGCGCAUAUUCCCCACUAUGAACCACGAUACUUUGGAUGAAAGCACGGCUUUUGCCCGCGAGGCAUGCGCAUCUGUUCUCUUGUACCGUGCAACUGCUGUUUGUAACACCAAGAAAGGGAGCACCGCGUCAGCUUCAGAGCUUGAAGCCACAAUAUCUUCCUUAAUCGACCAUGUUGAUACAUGUCGAACUCUCGCGGGCUCAAGCAGAAAUUUGGAUGAUCGCACGUUUUUGACACUCAAAUCGCUCCUUUACUUGGCGCGAAUUCAAAUUAAGCUACCUCUUGUGGACAAGGACACUGCCGCGCUGGACGGAAUCAUAGAGACGCUCGUCGGCUUCGCGGAUACGAUGGCGAACAUCGACGUGCUCGCAAUUCGUCCGUUCAACCCGAUUAUGGCCAGCGUUUGGAUCGCAAUUGCUCAUCUUCUGAACGUUGAACUCCAGCGUGCACAUUCUUCCGAUCACCCGCGUCCUUCGGAGACCGCCGCGGCCGGGAGGCUUUCAGCCGCGGGAUCGCAGUUGAUACAACAGUUGCUCAUGCUAGGGGAGACGAUACCUUUGAAAAGUUUUACGGCAAAAGUUGAGUCAAUGAUGCCCCUCAUGAUGGCCCUGCAAGGAUGUGCAUAGGUUCCGCUAGAUAUUGUACGUAUGCAUACCGUCAUGCUGUAUGUUAACACGGAUAUGCCUUCUCCGAGCCCGAGGCUAUCCCACAAUCACCGAUGUUUUUCUUCGCCAUACCUGCAGCGCGAUUACAGCGCGAGUAUCCUGGGAAAUACAAUGGUGGCGCCAGGGACUACAAUGUUUCCGGUAUCCAAAGCGGUGAUCAGAGGGAGCUGCGGGGGCUCGCGGCCACCCCGGCGGUACCCG
This is a messenger RNA of Coniophora puteana RWD-64-598 SS2, 2463 nucleotides long. RefSeq lists its product as uncharacterized. Gene Ontology annotation, molecular function: DNA-binding transcription factor activity, RNA polymerase II-specific; zinc ion binding. The record is from RefSeq and is a predicted model, not a curated record. Lineage: Eukaryota; Fungi; Basidiomycota; Agaricomycetes; Boletales; Coniophoraceae. The transcript has 9 exons. Gene Ontology annotation, biological process: regulation of DNA-templated transcription. Gene Ontology annotation, cellular component: nucleus. The coding region runs from base 298 to 2223 and encodes 641 amino acids.